AUGUCGAACGGAAUUAACAACCCUUCUGGGAUCUUUAUUGCUGCCACUGGACCUAUUUAUCUGGCACUUGCACCUUUGGCAUCGAAAAUCGCCGCACCUAACGGGAUUGUUCAACAGCUCACCGAGACUUUGGUUAGCCUGGCCACCCGCAGUGAUGUAGCACCAGCCCGUGCAAUCCCUGCACUUACUCUAGUUUACGCACUGUGGAGUUUUGUCGGCAGUAGCGCUCUGUCGGUCGCCGGACAAGCCAUGUCCAGAUCGGCUGGUCUCGAUCAUGAUCACCCUCGGAAACAUCGCAGCAACAUGGAGGGGGUUCCAUUGCGUCUCAUGUCUGCCCAUCAUGCGCUUAUCGAGAUAUUCCCAUUGUUUGCGGCUGCGGCUUGUUUCGCUCAAGUGCUGGCCCCCGGAGAUCAGCAGAUUCGGAAUCUUCUUGGUCUUCAUGUGUUGUUGAAGACUUUCGUCUUCUACCCUUCAUAUGUUGCGGGGGUUUCUCCGGUCAGAUCACUGUCCCAUAUACUUUCAACUUCCGCUAUUAUCCGCGUCCUUUGGUUGCUCGCAAACUGA
Molecule: messenger RNA, 564 nt
Organism: Penicillium paradoxum
Lineage: Eukaryota; Fungi; Ascomycota; Eurotiomycetes; Eurotiales; Aspergillaceae
Product: MAPEG family protein
Exons: 3
Coding region: 1-564 (187 amino acids)
Cellular component (GO): membrane
Source: RefSeq, a predicted model, not a curated record